AUGUUUAGAAGGUCAUUAUUAUCAACAACAAAAUUCAUUAAUAAAUCAACAAAUUUAUUAUCCAAAGGAAAUUUCCAUGGUAAUUUCCAACAAUAUCGAUUUAUAUCAACUGAAUUAAAAGAUGCAUUAGAUAAAGCAAUUAUUACAUCACCAGUAGUUUUAUUUAUGAAAGGUACUCCAGAAUUUCCUCAAUGUGGAUUUUCAAAAGCUACAAUUCAAAUUUUAGGUCAACAAGGAGUUAAUCCCGAAAAAUUUGCUGCUUAUAAUGUAUUAGAAGAUUCUGAAUUACGUGAAGGUAUAAAAGAAUAUAGUUCAUGGCCAACAAUUCCUCAAUUAUAUAUUAAUGGAGAAUUUAUUGGUGGUUGUGAUAUUAUUACUACUAUGGCACAAAAUGGUGAAUUAGCAGAAUUAUUAGAAGAACUGAAUGCAUUAAUUCCUGAAGAAGAAAAUGAGGAAUCAAUUCAAGAAGAUGAUUCAUCAAAUACUGUUCAAUCAGCAAAUAUUAAACCCAAUAGAGAUUAA
Candida dubliniensis CD36 is the source of this 522-nucleotide messenger RNA. RefSeq names its product monothiol glutaredoxin. Lineage: Eukaryota; Fungi; Ascomycota; Pichiomycetes; Serinales; Debaryomycetaceae. The transcript has a single exon. The record is from RefSeq and is a predicted model, not a curated record. Bases 1 to 522 code for a protein of 173 amino acids.